This is a messenger RNA of Glycine soja, 1126 nucleotides long. Its product is annotated as SNF1-related protein kinase catalytic subunit alpha KIN10-like. NCBI's taxonomy places the organism in Eukaryota, Viridiplantae, Streptophyta, Magnoliopsida, Fabales, Fabaceae. The record is from RefSeq and is a predicted model, not a curated record. The transcript has 2 exons. The coding region runs from base 568 to 864 and encodes 98 amino acids.
GCUUUCCCUCAUGUUGCGAGAGGAAUUGGAGUAGUUACUCCUUUAUUCAUUCUUUGAUGAGAAACAAAAGGAUCCAAAAAGGGCUGAAUAUUUGGUUUAUGUGCAUUCCAACCUUCGACUUUUGUCUAGAAAAGAUGAAGGGUAUAUUUUGUAUAAAAAAGGAGAGACAAGUUUGUGGGACAUUAGUGGAGAUAUACAGGAUCCACUUGAUGAUGGUGCUAGACUUCUUAAAUUGGCAAAAUUGUCUCUCUUGAUGAACUAAACUUAGAAGCAAUGUUUUUUCUCUUCUGAAUGAUGGUAACAGAAAAGAGAAGAAUGAUAACAUUACUAUUAGACAGUAAUUUAGUAAUGAUGCUUUUGAAUUGUACACUAUUGCAUAGAGUCAAUACUUGUUCUGAGUUCUACCGAAGAUGCUUUUAUUGAUACAGUUAGCCAAAUUUCUCCAUUAUUAAUAGUUGCUAUAGAAAUACUGAAUAUUCUGAUGUACUUGUUUUGACAGUUACUUGUGACUGAGGUCUUUGUUAGUUUGUUAACUUGUGAUAGUCUCGAGCCCAACCGCGUGAAAUAAUGACUGAGGUCCUUAAAGCUCUACAAGAAUUAAAUGUUUGUUGGAAGAAGAUUGGACACUAUAACAUGAAGUGCAGAUGGGUUGCUGGCACUGCUGGUCAUCAUGAAGGAAUGAUUAACAAUUCUGUGCAUAGUAAUCAUUACUUUGGGAAUGAUUCGUGCAUUAUUGAAAAUGAAGCUGUUUCUAAGUCAAAUGUGGUCAAGUUUGAAGUGCAGCUUUACAAAACUCGUGAGGAGAAAUACCUACUUGAUCUUCAAAGGGUCCAGGGCCCACAGUUUCUUUUCUUGGAUCUUUAGGGCAGUCUUAAUGAGUUAUGAUUAGCCAAGUUGCUUGAUCCAAGUGGUAUGUAUUGCUAUGUGAUGAGUUAUGAUUAAUCAAGCUGCUUGAUCCAUGUGUUAUGCAUUGCUAUGUGAUAUGAGUAAGGUGGGUUGUUGCUUUUCUACCUUCAUGGCAUGUUGCAUUUCCAUUUUAGUCGAGACAACUUAGAAAUGGAUUAGGCUGAAUGUUAAUAAGUACACUUAAGACAUUGGUUUAGGAAUUAAAGUAGAAACUUUUAAU